Chara braunii is the source of this 3390-nucleotide messenger RNA. The record is from the annotation of a GenBank genome assembly. Lineage: Eukaryota; Viridiplantae; Streptophyta; Charophyceae; Charales; Characeae.
GUCGUCGCACCCACUCACGAGAUGGGAAAAGACGAACAACAACAUGGUGGGCGUAUCUCUCCACGUUCUAGCGGGAGAUAGAUUUCCAUUCCCGCUUUUCGCACGUCUGGUGGGUAUUGCGGCGAGCCCCUGGGAUUCGCGGACGCCAUCACCAACGCCGCCCCACAACUUGAAGGUGGUUACCCGCCAUAGCCUGGCUGCUUGCGUUCAUCCAGUGUCUGGCAGUCAACAUUUUCACUCGUACAGCUUCGCAGCCGGGCGCUGGAUGACUCUGCGCGCGUGUUUGCCAGGAGCAUGUUUCUGGUCUCGAUCUGGGGAUUCGAGGGGCUCGAAGAUGGCUGUCGCGACGAAGGUUGUGGACGUGCCGUCGGCGGAUGGAUUCGAUGAGGCUAUGGAGAAGCUAGCGGAGGUGCCGAAUGUGUAUGUGGUGUUCCUUGCGGACAAGGAUCGCUCGACCGGCCAGAGCUGGUGUCCUGAUUGUCGAAAGGCGGAGCCGGUGAUUGACAAGUGCUUCGCGGAGGCGGCGGCUGAAAAGGAAAGAGUUCUUGUGCGGUGUUACGUCGGGGACGGGCCGACGUGGCGCAAUCCUCAGCAUCCGUUUCGGACGGACAGCAGGCUGAAACUGACUGGAGUCCCGACUCUGGUCCGGUGGGAGAAAGGCGCCGUCGUCCGCUCUCUCGGCGAUGUAGAUUCCGCCAAUCGAAAACUGGUUCUCGAUCUGAUUGCCUGAUCUCUCUCUCUCUCUCUCUCUCCCCCUCCCUCUCUCUCUCUCUCCCCCUCCCUCUCUCUCUCUCUCKCUCUCCCUCUCUCUCCCUCUCUCUCUCUGUGGUUCCCUCUUGUGCGCGCCGCGCACGCCCGCGGUAACUCUCCUCUCUACGUGGCAGGUUUCGAACCAUCGAGAAAUUGGUUGAUUGAUUGAUUGAUUGAUUGAUUGAUUGAUUGAUUGAUUGAUUGAUUGAUUGAUUGAUUGAUCGACUGGCAGAGAGGUCGGUUUGGUGAUUGAUUGGUUAAUUGAUUGGCUGAUAGAGGCAUUCCACGGUCGAGCACAUAACAUGCGGUUUACUAUCAGUCGCUGGGACGAUGGUUCCGCUUGGUGAAAUUGGCGGGGGGAGGGUCCAGAGGGGAGAAGGGGGCAUAUGAAUGACGAGAAGGACCCACCCUUGGCCCCAGCUUUGAGAUGGUGAGCGGAUUACACAUUUGGUGUCUGAUGAGCAUAUGCUUGCUGACUUGUACCGGCAUAUGACGUGGGGAGCAGUCCCGAUCCCGUCUGAGGCCAAUGGCGGCGCUAGGUUGAUCAGGCGAGUCCCGACCUGUGGGCGGACAGUCUCCUCGCCCACAGGUCGGAACAGGGGACUUUGGGGUGCAGGCAGGCAGGCAGGCUGACGACGGACCGCUAUGGGAUCCCAACAGACUUGGCGCGCAGUGACCGGUAGGCCAGAGGGGAAAGGCCGGGGAGGUAAAGGGGUGCAUGACUUGUCGAGCUCCCGGGAGUUAUCAUAUGGACAUGCCACGUGGAUUGAUGAUAGGGGGAAAAGGGGCUUUUUGAUGAGCGUGGACACGCCACGUGGAUUGAUAAUAGGGGCAGAAGCGGCUUUGAUGAGCAUAGUUAAUGUGAAAUGAUUUAGUUGCAGAAUGCACCUUCUUGAUGUUUCCCGCGUCGCUGCUUCCCCGCCCUUUUCCCCUUCCCCCUUCCCCCUUCCCCCUUCCCCCUUCCGCCAACCCCCUCCUGGCGCGUGCACAUCACGCGCUUUCGAACGGUGGCCUCACUUCGGUGCAAGCGCGUGAGCAUGAGAGAUGGUCGUUGCAGGCUGGUGCUAGGUUCAUGCUAACUAAGUACGAACCUGGCCACUAUUACGGCCUCGUUCGUGCCUCUGAACGUCCACCUGGUAGUGGGCCCUGGCCCUUUAGUUUCUUGACUCCAGGGAUCUGAGGUGGGGCUGUUUGUUUGUUUGUUUGUUUCUUUGUUUGUUUUUGUUUGUUUGUUUUUGUUUGUUUGUUUUUGUUUUUUAGUGUGUGUGUGUGUGCGACACGACAACUUCACUUGUCGUGAUAGAGAGCAGAAUUGCAGCAUCUACAAAGUGAUGAAAAGGGAAUGCGACGCAGUUCGUGCUGGCCGAGAAACAAUCAAUCAAUUAAAUCAAUCAACGAAUUGAUCCAUCCAUCCAUCCACCAUCAAUCCAUCCAUCAACCCGUCAAUCCAUCAAUGCAUGAAUAAUCAAACAAUCAGUCAAUCAACCAAUCAAGCAAUCAAGUGUAGAAGUCAGAUUAUGCUCGCGCUCGCGCUCGCGCUUGAGCACAUAUCAUCCUCGAGCUCCUCAGGGUGUCGAUGGGAUAGUGGACGUUAAUGCUGACUGUCGGGUCCUGGUCUUGCGAAUAUGCCUCGGGAUCGGGACAUGGGACACUGCACCUGGCCCUUUGCGUCGAGUGCAGUUCAUUCGACGUGGAGUUCAAGGCGGAACACCCAGAGCACACUAACGGUAGACACGAACGGAGCACACUAACGGUGGACACGAACGGCGCACACUAACGGUGGAUACACACUAACGGAGCACUCUAAGGAUCACACUACACACUAGCGGUGGACAGGAAUGGGGCGCACCAACGCUGGACAGGAAUGGAGCACACCAACGGUGGACAAGAGUGGAGCCUACUAACGGAGCACACUUAACGGAGCCUACUAACGGAGCACACUUAACGGAGCCUACUAACGGAGCACACUAACGGAGCACAUUAACGGAGCACACUAAUGGUGGACACGAGCGGAGCUCACUACACACUAACGGAGCACACUAAUGGAGCACACUAACGGAGCACGCUAACGGAGCACGCUAAGGAUCACACUAAACGGAGCACACUAAUGGUGCACGUGGACAGGAAUGGAGCAUACUAACGGAUCACACUGAAACGGAGCACUUUAACGGUGGACACUUCUGAGGACCACGAUAGAAUGGAACUGACUAACGGAGCUUACAGUAACAGAGCUUAGACUAACGGAGCUUGCUCUAACAGAGGUUAGACUAGCGCAGUUUAGAAAAGACCAGAGCUUACACUAACGGAACACAGUAACGGAGCAUAACGGAGCCUACAGCAGAGAGUUUGUUAGGUGUGUGGGUGGGUGGAGAGCGGGGCGAUAAUCGACCUCCAGAGGAGGAGGAGGCUGUGUGUGAUGGAUGACCUUUGGUUGACACACUGUCUUCUCAUCAUGAAGGAUCUUGCUGUUUGUGAGGAAUUCCAUUUGCAAUUUUACCCAUUUCUUUCUGCAUUCGAUUUGCAAUUUUACCCUUUCUUUUUCUUUCUAAUUCCCUUCCAGAUACACGUGGAUCUGUAACUUUGGGCGUCGCUCCGCUACUCACCAAAUGUGCAAAAUGCGAAUGAAUGUCUGCCCAGAAC